This is a messenger RNA of Nannospalax galili (Upper Galilee mountains blind mole rat), 957 nucleotides long. Its product is annotated as olfactory receptor 10AG1-like. Gene Ontology annotation, biological process: G protein-coupled receptor signaling pathway. The record is from RefSeq and is a predicted model, not a curated record. Lineage: Eukaryota; Metazoa; Chordata; Mammalia; Rodentia; Spalacidae. Gene Ontology annotation, cellular component: membrane. Gene Ontology annotation, molecular function: G protein-coupled receptor activity; olfactory receptor activity. The transcript has a single exon. Bases 1 to 957 code for a protein of 318 amino acids.
AUGGAAUCUGCACUUCAAAGUCCCCCACAAAGGAAUGAGUCCACCUUGGUGAAAUUCAUCUUAAUUGGUUUUUCUGAUGUUCCAAUCCUGAAAGAUUUUCUUUUGGGGGUAUUUUUGAUAAUCUAUGUAAUUAUCCUGAUGGGCAAUAGCCUCAUUAUCAUAAUAACAAAGGUUGACCCUUCCCUACAGACUCCUAUGUAUUUUUUCCUGGGAAACUUUGCUUUCUUGGAAAUAUGUUAUGUGUCAGUCACUGUCCCCAGGUUAUUAACAGAUCUCUACAGACAAGAUAGAAGUAUUUCUUUUGUAGCCUGUGCUACUCAAAUGUAUUUCUUCCUGGUCUUCGGAGCCACUGAGUGCUUUAUUCUGACUGCCAUGGCUUAUGACAGGUACGUUGCCAUUUGUAACCCACUGCUCUACCCACUUGUCAUGAACAGUGAUCUGUGUAUUCAGUUGGUGGUUGGUUGUUGGACAAGUGGAGUUCCACUGCACAUAGGGUUCACAUACUGGAUCUUCUCUCUACCUUUUUGUGGAACAAACCAGCUGAAUCACUUCUUCUGUGACAUACCUCCAGUCCUUACCCUUGCCUGUGGGGACACUUUUAUGAUCGAGAUGCUGAUUUACAUGAUUGCCCUUCUAGUGGUCACUAUUCCUUUUAUUCUGAUUCUUGUCUCUUAUGUGAAAAUAGUCACAACCAUUCUGAAACUCCCAUCAGCCACUGGGAGAGCCAAGGCCUUCUCUACCUGUUCCUCCCACCUCAUGGUUGUAGCUUUGUUCUUUGGCUCAGGAAUCAUAACAUACUUGAGACCAAAGUCCACCCAUUCUGCUGGAACAGACAAAUUCCUUUCCCUUUUCUAUACCGUAGUGACCCCAACAUUUAACCCCAUGAUAUAUUGUUUGAGAAACAAAGAUGUUAUGCUUGCCUUGAAGAAGUUUCUUCUGAGAUGGAUUGUGUUAUGA